CGGCGAUGGCGGCGGACGGGGACUGGCAGGAUUUCUAUGAGUUCCAGGAGCCGGCCCGGAGCCUCCAGGACCAGGCGAACUGUAACACGAGCCCCGAGGCCGGGGCAGGGCCGGGCGGGGGAGGCGACAGCUUUCCAGCGCUGGCCUGCAGCUUGGAGGAGAAGCUGAGCCUGUGUUUCCGCCCCUCGGGUCCGGGCGCCGAGCCCCCGAGGGCGGCCGUGCGGCCCAUCACCGAGGGCAGCCUCCUGCAGGGGGACGAGAUUUGGAAUGCCCUGACAGAUAAUUAUGGAAAUGUAAUGCCUGUGGACUGGAAGUCAUCUCACACCAGGACCUUGCAUUUGCUUACUCUGAACCUGUCAGAAAAAGGGAUAAGUGACAGCUUGCUCUUUGACACGUCCGACGACGAGGAGUUGAGAGAACAGCUGGACAUGCAUUCAAUCAUCGUGUCCUGUGUUAACGAUGAGCCCCUCUUCACUGCAGAUCAGGUUAUUGAAGAAAUUGAAGAAAUGAUGCAGGAAUCACCAGACCCAGAAGAUGAUGAAACGCCCACACAGUCAGAUCGGCUUUCGAUGCUUUCCCAGGAAAUUCAAACUCUUAAGAGGUUUAGCACAAGCAGUUAUGAAGAAAGAGUAAAAAGGCUGUCAGUAUCUGAGUUAAAUGAACUACUAGAAGAAAUUGAGACCGCCAUUAAGGAAUACUCUGAAGAGCUGGUGCAGCAGUUGGCCCUGCGAGAUGAACUGGAGUUUGAAAAGGAAGUGAAAAACAGCUUUAUUUCUAUUCUCAUCGAAGUACAAAACAAACAGAAAGAACACAAAGAAACAGCCAAAAAAAAAAAGAAACUCAAGAAUGGGAGCUCUCAGAAUGGGAAGAACGAGAGAAGUCAUAUGCCCGGCACACGCUUCAGCAUGGAAGGGAUCUCAAAUGUCAUUCAGAAUGGCCUCCGCCACACCUUUGGAAAUUCAGGUGGAGAGAAACAGUAUUUGACAACAGUCAUUCCUUAUGAGAAAAAAAAUGGACCACCAUCUGUUGAAGAUCUUCAAAUAUUAACAAAAAUUCUUUGUGCCAUGAAAGAGGACAGUGAAAAAGUUCCGAGCUUGUUAACUGAUUAUAUACUGAAAGUUCUGUGUCCUACAUAGGGUGGCAUCACUUCAGGAGUUUUCUUUCGUGGACAAGCUAGAUUUCCUAUAGCAUUAUUCUGAAAGCUGGCUACCAUUACCUUCCUGCUGUUGGAAACUCAGCACACUUGAACUUGGGUUUGUGAUUCAGUAUUAAUAGAUCCUGCCUUCACUAAUUCUUUAUAUUACGAACCAAGAGAAAUAUGGCACUAUUUUGAAUUCUACAGAUGGUUUUUUGUUAAACACUAACAAUUAUGAACUCAACUUUGUAAAGAGUAAUAUUAAUUAUGCAUGUGCAUUUAUAGUUUUCAUUAACUGACAGUAUGCCUGUGUGAGUUUUUAUGGCUUUUUAGAGCUAAACUGCAUUGAAGAACUGGAUUAAAGCAUUGAGAGAUUUACACUAUAGCUAUUCUUCAGUGACGGUGAAAACCAGCACAGAUUUUUAUGAGAAUUGUAGUAUAAAUAUCACCUUAACAGUAUUGGAACUAAACCAAUGUGGGCUGUUCUCAUAAAUAGCUCAACCAGAAUGUGUGUGAUUUUGGCUUAAUUCUUAGUAUCAAAACUGUGGUGGUGACUGGUUUUAGGUUUCACCAUUGUUUAGAUUAAGUUGCCAUUUACUUUCAGAAUCCUGUUAAAGUUUAGAUGUUUGUGUUUUGUUUCACGUGUCUGAAGAAGUGCCCUUUCCUUAUGGUGCUUGAGAAACUGUGCUGCAGCAUCGCCCAGUUCCCACUACUGUGUUGUUUUAUUCAUGCCUGUGUGUUUUCCUAAAGUACUAAUUUUAGAAACAGCUACUCAUGGAAUACAUCACUACUUGUGAAACACUUUUGCCAGUUCUAAUCAAGUCAGUGCUAUUUAAUAAAUGUUGAAAACAGGUAACAUA
Messenger RNA from Pteropus alecto (black flying fox), 1995 nucleotides. It is a transcript of the gene FEZ2, whose product is annotated as fasciculation and elongation protein zeta 2. Gene Ontology annotation, cellular component: axon; cytoplasm. The record is from RefSeq and is a predicted model, not a curated record. NCBI's taxonomy places the organism in Eukaryota, Metazoa, Chordata, Mammalia, Chiroptera, Pteropodidae. Bases 6 to 1136 code for a protein of 376 amino acids. The transcript has 9 exons.